AUGGACCAGUCUCUCGCUGAGUUUUAUCGCAAGUAUUCGCAGCAAAUCGACCCGCCCGGGAUCCCCUCCGGCUCCGUGCUGAGGCAUCCAGACGUACAAUUAACUUUGGAAAGGCGCUUUUUCAAUCAACCAGCAUCAGAAUACUCAGCGUACCAGGCCAAGAUCUUGCGGGCAGUAGUCGAGCGAAUCCAGCAAGCCAUUGAAGGUAAUGACGAGGAGGAGGUCUCGGACCACUUGAUGACCCUGCUAGCGACCUUGCCGCAUUCGAGACCAACAGUCGACCUGAGCAAGACUCUGGUCUCCUACGUACCUCCCGUUGGCUUCGAUGCCGAUAUUGACCCCAUCGAGAUCCUUGAGGCUAAGAAGAUCAUCGGAUCGGGUCCGAAUACUGGCUUGAGGACCUGGGAAGCGGCACUACGUCUUGCUAGCUAUCUUCACAGCCAGCCAGAGUUGAUCAGGGGUAAACGAGUACUGGAGCUGGGCGCCGGUACCGGAUUUCUGUCCAUAUUUUGCGCUGCCUACCUUCAACCAGAGACAGUCACUGCGACCGAUGGUCACGAAGAUGUGUUGGUCAGUCUCGAGGAGAACGUCGAGCGAAAUAGCCACCAUUACCAGGGCACAUCUCACCCUACUGUGCAAAGACUUUACUGGGGCGAUGAGGACGACCUUAGCCGUAUAAUUCGCAGACGUGGUGAUGCCACGCAACCCGGCCCUUCGGCUAGCGACGGUAUUGACGAGCUGUCCACUACCCAAGGACAGAUGAACUACAAAAACCAAUUGUCUCCAUCCAGUACCGAGCGGCCAUACGACAUCAUCAUCGGGGCAGACAUCACCUAUGAGCCAGAAGCCUGCAAAGCUCUUGCUGAGACAUUGUCACGACUUGCCAAAGCCAACCCAUACACAGAUAUACUCAUCUCUGCCACACAACGCAAUUUGCAGACAUUGAGCGGCUUCCUCGACGAAUGUCACGGUCCAGACUGCGGCCUGCGGGUUGAAGUCGUGAAGUACGACGUGCCACCGUUAAACAAGCAGACUGGUCUCUUCCACAACAUCGUAUCCCCCAUUCAGAUAUUUGCUAUGCGGUAUUCUCCACCAGAAAUCUCAUAG
Molecule: messenger RNA, 1107 nt
Organism: Cyphellophora europaea CBS 101466
Lineage: Eukaryota; Fungi; Ascomycota; Eurotiomycetes; Chaetothyriales; Cyphellophoraceae
Exons: 2
Coding region: 1-1107 (368 amino acids)
Source: RefSeq, a predicted model, not a curated record